Astyanax mexicanus (Mexican tetra) is the source of this 3862-nucleotide messenger RNA. RefSeq names its product mucin-5AC. The transcript has 6 exons. The record is from RefSeq and is a predicted model, not a curated record. Lineage: Eukaryota; Metazoa; Chordata; Actinopteri; Characiformes; Acestrorhamphidae. The coding region runs from base 448 to 2757 and encodes 769 amino acids.
GUGAGAAUAACUGUCUGCACAGUUAAUUAUUAGAUCAAGUUUGUGGGUCCGACAUAACAAGCAUACCUGUAUGGAUUGCUGUGUUAUCUGAGUGGGUUGCUGUGGUAUCUGCAGAAUGUAUUUCUAUAAAAGACCAGAAGAAGGUAAAAAAGCUUUAUUAUAAUUGUAAUAAUGAGCAGAAUAACCUGCUCAUCUUCAUACCAUCUACUACAGACUCACAGAGUGGGCAGGUAAUAAAAGCAUGCGGUGUCUGCUGGGUGAGACACAAACAUUUCAGCUAUGUCUGCAGCACAGAUCUAAACAGGCUCGGCAGCAUUACCACAUGCAGAAUCCACAGACUUCGCUGUGUGUUCUUACAGCAGAGAGCAUGCCAUGCAAGACUGUUCCAGAGACAGAGAUCCCAGGGAUUAGAAUGAUGCUGUGAUGAGUUUGAUGACAUAAUCAACCAUGCACCAUCUCCUCUUCAUCUCAGGGCUGUUGUUGCCAGUUCUGGUUGUCAGUUCUCAGCAGUAUCCCUAUAUCAGUAAAAAGAUGAGCUGGAUGGAGGCCCAGAAGUUCUGUAGAGAGACGUUCUCUGACCUGGCCACAGUUAAUACUAAAGAAGAUAUGAGUGGCCUGCUUAGGAUCAUUUUAGCUGCUGUAACUCAGAACGUUUACAUCGGACUCUACAGAAGUGGCGUGUUCACGUGGCACUGGACGCUGCCGGGGAACGGCUAUUUGGAAUUCCAGAACUGGAAAGCCGGACAGCCGAAAGUGGGUUCAGAGCAGGACGGCUGUGCUGGGAUGGAUCAGAACGGGGAGUGGUUUGAGGAUAGCUGUUCUACUCAGAGGACAUUUGUGUGCACUGAUGUAAACAGUGGCACCUACAUCCUGGUCCCAAUAAGCAAAUCGUGGAGAGAUGCUCAGGAACACUGCAGAGGUUUUUACACAGAGCUAGCCAGUGCCAUGAACUCUUCUGAAAAUCAGAAGAUAAAAGUGGCUGCUGGGUCUCAGCAGGUGUGGAUUGGACUGUUUAAGGACAGCUGGGUGUGGUCUGAUUCGAGUGGUUCCUCCUUCCGCUUCUGGAACACCAAUCAGCCAAGCAAUAUCAAAGGACAGGAUUGUAUGGUAGUUACAACAAACCCCACAGGACGAUGGAAUGAUGUUAGCUGUGCUAAUGCUAACUUCUUCAUUUGCCAAGGAGAUCUGAAAACUGGCUUAGCCUUGCAGUCAUCCACAUCACCACCAUCCACAUCACAAUCAUCCAAACCAACCCAGACCCAGAUCUCUUUACCACUACCCACAUCAACCCAGAACCAGACCUUAUUACCAACCCAGAGACAGAUCUCCUCACCAACAUCAUCCACACCGACCCAGAGCCAGACAUCAUCCACACCAACCCAGAACCAGCCUUCAACACCAUUCACACCAACCCAAAACCAGACCUCAUCACUAUUAUUCACACCAACCCAAAACCAGACCUCAUCAUCAUCAUCCACACCAACCAAGAUCCAGACUGCACCAUCCUCCACACUAACCCUGAACCAGACCUCAUCACCAUCAUCUACACCAACCCAGAUCCAGACUUCACCAACAUCAUCAACACCAACCCAAAACCAGACCUCAUCACCAUCAUCCACACCAACCAAGAUCCAGACUGCACCAUCCUCCACACUAACCCUGAACCAGACCUCAUCACCAUCAUCUACACCAACCCAGAUCCAGACUUCACCAACAUCAUCAACACCAACCCAAAACCAGACUUCACCAACAUCAUCAACACCAACCCACAACCAGACCUCACCAACAUCAUCCACACCAACCCAGAUCCAGACUUCACCAUCAUCAUCCACACCAACCCAGAACCAGACCUCACCAACAUCAUCCACACCAAACCAGAACCAGACCUCACCAACAUCAUCCACACCAACCCAGAACCAGACCUCACCAACAUCAUCCACACCAACCCAGAACCAGACCUCACCAACAUCAUCCACACCAACCCAGAUCCAGACUUCACCAUCAUUAUCCACACCAACCCAGAACCAGACCUCACCAACAUCAUCCACACCAACCCAGAACCAGACCUCACCAACAUCAUCCACACCAACCCAGAACCAGACCUCACCAACAUCAUCCACACCAAACCAGAACCAGACCUCACCAACAUCAUCCACACCAACCCAGAACCAGACCUCACCAACAUCAUCCACACCAAACCAGAACCAGACCUCACCAACAUCAUCCACACCAACCCAGAUCCAGACUUCACCAUCAUUAUCCACACCAACCCAGAACCAGACCUCACCAACAUCAUCCACACCAAACCAGAACCAGACCUCACCAACAGCAGCUACACCACUUUAUCAAACUUCAGUUCAGACAGAUGACCUCGUUUUGGUGAGGGAGAACUCAACAUGGAGUGAGGCCGUAAGUUACUGCAGAGAGCAUCAUAUGGACCUGGUGUCAGUUCUCUCCAAGUGGCAGCAGCAGAGUGUGGAGAGGAAGGCUAGCUUAGCAUCCAGCAGCCACGUGUGGCUAGGUCUACGCUACACAUGCACCUUCGGCUUCUGGUUUUGGACCAGAGAUGGAGAGGCAGGCUGCUACCAGAACUGGGCUACAGGUCAGGGAACAGUGGGCUCAAAGGACUGCAGCAUGGCUGGGGCAAUGGAGUCCAGCGGGGAACACCAAUGGGUGCAAAGACCUCAAAGUGAACGAUUUAACUUCAUCUGCUUCACAUGUGUGACAUGUAAAACAUGUGCUGCAGCCUUACCUUAAACUAAACAUGACUCACUUAAUAAAAUAAGUAAAAAAAAAAUAAAAAUAAACUCGCUUAUUGACAUCCAUUAUAAAAUGUAUGCUCAUUAGUCUUUCUAGGCACCAGAUUCGCAGUUUUACUGUACUGUACCUGGUCACCUUCCCUAGUUUGCAUAGCUAUGUAAAUUCAGACACCAAAAUUAUUGGCUUCCCAGGUUCCCAAAAUUAUACGGUUCCCAGGUUCAAAUUACAUGGAUGCCACAAGUUCAAAGAUUAGGUGGCAUCAACUAUAGCCUGCACUUUUCAGAGGUUUAGGCUGCCUUUAUGCUUUUACCAACAGGCAAGGACCUUAACCUAGUCUAGAUGGAAACAGGGGUCCACGAGCACAUAGUGAAUUUUUUUUCGCCACCUGUUUUUUCUUAAUCUUUGAAGUGUCUUUUUUAAGAUUCUGACAGGUAACAGGAUGAAAUAAUGUCCCAUGACAUUUAUUUUUAACCCUUUAAUGCAUCUAUGCUAAUUCCGAACCGGAAAAAAAUUAUGAAGAAAUUGGCAUAGCUCCUUGAGUUAACAACCUAUACAGACAAAUGAGCACACUUUUCCAUACAAUUCUGGGCCAAGGAAUUUAACUGAAUGGUUAUUUUUAAUUUUUUUACACAUUUUGACUUAAUUUUGGGACGAAAAUAUGAAAAAAUAGCAAAAAAUGUAAAUUUGCCUGUAUGUUUUCACAUUACACUAAAAUCAUGUGCAUUAAAUGAAAACAUCUUGGGGUUUUUCUUAAUCUUUGAAGUGUCUACUUUAAGACUAUGACAAGUAACAGGACAAAAAAUGUCCUGUGGGGCUUAUUUUUAACCCUUUACUACACCUAUCCCAAUUUCGAACCUGAAAAAAAAAUGAAUUAAUUGGCAUAGCUCCUUAAGUUAACAACCUAUACAGACGAAUGAGCACACUUUUCCAUACAAGUCUGGGCCAAGGAAUUUAAUGGAAUGGUUAUUUUAAAUUUUUUUACACAUUUUGACUUAAUUCUAGGACAAAAAUAUCAAAAAUUAGCAGAAAAUGUUAAUUUGCCUGUAUGUUUUCACAUUAUACUAAAUUCCUGCACACUAAAUAAAAACAUCUUGAGAUUUUU